Messenger RNA from Ogataea parapolymorpha DL-1, 1422 nucleotides. RefSeq lists its product as hypothetical. The coding region runs from base 1 to 1422 and encodes 473 amino acids. Gene Ontology annotation, biological process: cellular bud site selection; osmosensory signaling pathway via Sho1 osmosensor; fungal-type cell wall organization. The transcript has a single exon. Gene Ontology annotation, cellular component: plasma membrane; site of polarized growth; cell surface. Gene Ontology annotation, molecular function: osmosensor activity. The record is from RefSeq and is a predicted model, not a curated record. NCBI's taxonomy places the organism in Eukaryota, Fungi, Ascomycota, Pichiomycetes, Pichiales, Pichiaceae.
AUGACGAUAUCAUCGCUAUCUUCGAUCCACUCGACAUUCCAGCAUGUUUCAAUGACCAGUACUGAUAGCGAAGCAUCCCAGGUCUCACAGACGUCAAGUGAAACUCAGGCACUCUUAUCGUCUGAUUCGACAGCUGACAAAGGGACUAGGUCAGCUGGUCCUUCGACCGUCUCUAGUGUUCAAUCAACGUAUGAAUCCGGUUCUGUCAGCUCUACGGAAGUGCCAGCACAUUCCUCCGAGUCCGAUACCUCUUCUUCAGUGAGCUUGUCUGGAACAACUCCUGAAGGUACUGAAUAUUCAUUCACAGAAUAUUCGGGCAGCAGCCCGGGUCUGGGUACCACAGGCCCUGCAACUUACCAAUCACAACAACCAGCAAGCACUGCUUUUGCGACUACCUCCUCUGUGCCUACAACUCCAACACCAAAUUGGCUUCCUACUAGUAUUGUGUACCAAGAUCCGUCGACUGCAUCAGGAUCAUCACAGUCUAGUACCUCGUCGAUUGCAGAAUCAGCUUUACCAAAAGCGAUUUCCCCUGUUGCGACUGCGGCAGUGUCUCCUAAUUAUAAAUUGAUUACCGUGGGAUUCAAACAGGAACUGAACUAUCCGUUUGUUUGUGAAAACUCUUAUUCUUCGAAUCAGAUUUUCGAGUAUCUGCCCAAGGUGCUCACAUACCCAAAUCCCGAUGUGAAUGAGUCUGCUGUUUUCGUCAAACAAUUGGUCCCUUAUUCUUCUGCGAACGUUGACUACAUCAUCACUGUUGCAGAAGUUUACUUUGACCAAGAUUACAUCACUGUGUUACAAAAUCAAAUCAGUAAUUCCUCGUCAACACUCUACACGAAUCCAGAUGCAAUUCAAAAGUCGCUUGCCACAUACAUCGACAGCCGAGUCCCUAUAAAGGGGCUACUGGAUGCAACUUCAGUGGGGUCUGCAACUAUUGGAGGUGAUCUUUCGGGUACAGGAAAUGAUGAGGAUGAUGACGGACACGAUUCUCAGUCUUUAGGAUCUAUGGAUUCCUCCAGCCUAACUUCUUCUGGAUCAACAAAGGUACAAGGUGGUAGAAUAGCUGGGAUUGUUGCCGGCUCUGCUGCAGGUGCCACAGCCUAUGCGGCGGUCAUGGUACUUAUUUACAAACGAAGAAAGAAGAAGCUUCAAGAACAAUAUGAAUCCGAAAAAUAUCCAAAUGUUCAUGGCUCUGGUGAAUUCCGCUCGCUAAUGUUGUCCAGCGGCUCACCGGUUGAUGCUGAGCAAUACCAUUCUGACUAUUCAGACGACGGCGCCGUCCGCCUCACAAACUCUUCUUCCGGCGCAUCCUUUACUCGAAUGUUCACAAGAAACUCUAACUCCAAUGUCGAGCUGGGAUCAACCAGAUACAUGCCUUCCAUUUCCAAUCCCACCAAUGUGAAAAACUCGUUGGGUUGGUGA